Alnus glutinosa is the source of this 1698-nucleotide messenger RNA. Its product is annotated as F-box protein At5g49610. Lineage: Eukaryota; Viridiplantae; Streptophyta; Magnoliopsida; Fagales; Betulaceae. Gene Ontology annotation, molecular function: protein binding. Bases 371 to 1459 code for a protein of 362 amino acids. The record is from RefSeq and is a predicted model, not a curated record. The transcript has a single exon.
ACUGGCAUAUUCUCUCUCCGGUUCUCGAGUUUCCUUUCAGAUUCUCUUCCUUUGUAUGCACUCUGCUUUGCAGAACUUCGAGUUUCCUUCCAAUAAUUUCUUAACCCAAAAGUCUCAGGCCCCCAGCCCUAGCUUGGGGCUUGGACAAGAAAAAUAGUAUAAUAAAUCUGCCCAACGAGGCCAAGAAAAUGACGAGCUCAUAAGGCCAAAAGUGAAAAGCCCCACUUAGAUUCACCCGCGCAUCAAAUGAGUUUUCGCCGAAUACCCGUAACGGGAUUUUCAUCUGGUAAGCAAAGCUCGGACCUUUCUAUUGAUUUUCACAUCUGGGUAUCUCAAAUUUUACUUAUUUUCUCCUGGGAAUUUGAUAAUUAUGAGUUCACGAGGAGAUGGGUUUUUCCCGGACGAAGUUGUUCUUCAAAUUCUUUCAAGAUUGCCGAUGAAGUCCCUAUUCAGAAGCAAAACCGUGUGUAAACUUUGGUACAGAUUGUCCUCGGAUAAGUAUUUUGUCCAGCUCUAUAACGAAUUGUCUGUUAAGAACCCUAUGGUAUUGGUUGAGGUUUCAGAGGCAUCAGAAUCGAAAUCCAGUUUGAUUUGUGUUGAUAAUCUGAGGGGUGUUUCUGAAUUUUCGUUGGAUUUCUUGAAAGAUAGAGUUAAGGUUAGAGCCUCAUGUAAUGGCUUGCUGUGUUGCUCUAGUAUUCCCGAUAAGGGUGUUUACUAUAUCUGUAAUCCGAUGACUAGGGAGUUUAGGUUGCUUCCUAGGAGCAGAGAGAGGCCUGUGACACGGUUUUACCCUGACGGUGAGGCCAUUCUGGUUGGUUUGGCAUGCGAUCUGUCGAGUCAGAAAUUUAAGGUUGUGUUAGCGGGCUAUCACCGCUCUUUUGGUCAAAGGUCGGAUGGAACUUUUAUAUGUUUGGUUUUUGAUUCGGAGUCGAACAAAUGGAGAAAGUUUGUAUCUUUUCAAGAUGAUCAUUUUACGCACAUGAAUCGGAAUCAAGUUGUGUUUGUGAAUGGCUCUUUGCAUUGGUUGACAGGUAGUUGUUCUUGUAUUCUUGUGCUUGAUUUGGAUUGUGACAUAUGGAGGAAGAUGCCAUUGCCAGAGCAAGUCGGCAGUGUUUCUGCUGGGAAUAGAAUUUAUUUGUUGGAGUCGGAUGGUUGCUUGUCCGUGUUGCAGAUUUCAGAUGCUUGGAUGAAUAUUUGGGUAUUGAAAGACUAUGAGAGGGAGGAAUGGCAUUUGGUGGAUAGGGUGAGUCUUAGAUGUAUCAGAGGACUUGUUCCGGGCAUUUUCCCGAUAAGUCAGACAGGUGAAUGUGUUUUCCUAGCAACUCAUAAGCAGGUAUUGGUGUAUCAGCGGAAUAAUCGAGUGUGGAAAGAAAUGUACUCCGUCAAGAAUGGCUCUACGCUCCCAUUGUGGUUCUCAGCUCAUGCAUUUAGGAGCACGCUAUUCACUUGUCACUACUAAGGUGUGGACUACAUCUGCUCAACUGCUGUAAAUAAACUUCUUAUCGAUUUUAUUUGUUGAAAAUUGGAUGGUUUUACCUUCAUAGUGUAAACUUUUCAAUUUAAGAUGUUGGCUUGGGCUUGAAUCUCCUCACUUUUGCAAAUGAAAAACAGUGAGGCAGGAUUCUUCCUGGAUUCAUAAUUUGAAUUCUCUUUUGUUGCUCAGUUUGAAAGGGAAAUAAAAGAUAUUCUUUGUUAAAA